This is a messenger RNA of Colias croceus (clouded yellow), 1133 nucleotides long. It is a transcript of the gene CPR136, whose product is annotated as cuticle protein 18.6-like. The coding region runs from base 208 to 975 and encodes 255 amino acids. The record is from RefSeq and is a predicted model, not a curated record. The transcript is spliced from 3 exons. Gene Ontology annotation, cellular component: extracellular matrix. NCBI's taxonomy places the organism in Eukaryota, Metazoa, Arthropoda, Insecta, Lepidoptera, Pieridae.
UAAUAAUAAUUAGGCUGUAAAUAUGCUUUUACCCAACUAUUACGUCGGGGAUGAAUAUGAAAGACCGGCACAUAACCAUAUUUGUUCAAAACCAGUACCACCGCUUGUUCAGACAUAACAUUUGGCGGUGGUAUACUUUAGUGUUUAUAAAAACCCUACAUACAAACAUUGAAACACUUAACAUUCUUGCGGCAACUAGCGAGCAAUAUGUCUCGACCGCUUUGGAUUCAAAGCUUGCUACUUUUAAAGUUCAUAGCAUCAAGCGAAAGUAACCCCAUCAUCGCUGCUGCUAUCGAACAUGCUCCAGUCAGUGCUGUAGUGAAUACUGUUGAUUAUCCCAGAUAUGCCUACAGCUACGCAGUUAUUGACCCGCAUACCAAUGACAAAAAAGCACAUUGGGAGACGCGAGAAGGUAAUGAAGUCAACGGUGCUUAUUCGUUGGUAGAACCAGAUGGAAAUAUUAGAAUUGUCGAAUACAAUGCAAACGAUGUAAAAGGUUUUACAGCAGUCGUGAAGAAGCUGGGACCAAACGUGCAUCCUACCCAAAUAGUUCAAGCCGUUCCGCUAAUACUAAACCCAGCACCACAUCCACGGGUUGUAGCCGAGCCUGUACAUCAACCUGAAGCAGUUCCCAUAGUCUUGCCCCCUGUUCACCAUCCAUCACCAGCUAAAGUAGAAGUUGCUGAAGUACAAACUGAACACAGAGUUGAAGAACCGAACUCUUUAGCAUACGGCUUAGGUGCUGUUGCUUUGCCUAUUGAAGUUCCAGAGGUAGUAUUCGAAAAAGGAAGCCUUCCGUGGGAUCCACGCACAGGCUCGUAUGGCGGAUGGCGACCCCUCCCCGGACCUCAGGCCAAGCAAGCAUAUGCAACUAUUUACAGUCGGAAAUAUAUAGACGGCCAUCUACACAAAAUUGUGACGGGACCCAUUUCACUGGUUGGAAAAACUUUGUACAUAAGGAAAACACACAACUAGAAGGAUAAACUGCGUGUACAAUUGAAGCUUUAAUUUCGACGAUAUGAAGAAGUUGAAUAAAAUAAGUCUCUUAGUUAGUAACAAUGUAGGCCAGGGUUCGUAAUAGUCAACAAACGGAAUAGUCAUAAAUGUAAAUAAAAUAAUUCAAGCGGUCAUUA